AUGGUCCACCUCGUUUUAUCCCUGCCGUUCCUUGCCCUUCUGUCGUCCCUCAUCGCAACGAUACAAGCUCAAGGCUUAAACAACCCGCAGCGCACAUCCUCUACGACAUCAACAUCAACAACGACCCGCACAUCAUCCUCAUCCCCCGCAGCACCAACAAGCACGUCCCUGCACGGCCAGUGCGUCGACGCCUGCAUCGUCGCCAACCCCAUCGUCAACCACUGCGACGGCACCGAGACCGGUUCCGCGCUCGACCAAUGUAAAUGCAAAAGCUACACCCCGUCCAACGACCCUCUGAUCGGCUGUAUCCAGAGCUGUCCGUCCGACGAACAAUACAGCUUCGCCGAAUCACUCCCCAGUCUGUGCGCCCAGACACUAUUUCUAGGCCUGGAUUUGACGGACGCGCCGAAGCCAAGCGCCGUGAACACCGCCGCUAGUGCGACGCUCGGCACAGCACAAGCGGAGAAUUCAGGUACCGCUAGCGGUACCGGUACGGCGAGCGGGAAUGGCGCCGUGACGUUGUGUGGAAUGAGUGUGUUAGGUUUAUUGGGUGUGACGUUGGGGGUUGCCUUGUUUUUGUGA
Messenger RNA from Cladophialophora yegresii CBS 114405, 582 nucleotides. RefSeq lists its product as uncharacterized. The transcript has a single exon. Bases 1 to 582 code for a protein of 193 amino acids. NCBI's taxonomy places the organism in Eukaryota, Fungi, Ascomycota, Eurotiomycetes, Chaetothyriales, Herpotrichiellaceae. The record is from RefSeq and is a predicted model, not a curated record.